CUGGAUGGCGAGAGGGAAAGUAGACCAAGCAGUGAUGUCCAUUCUCUCCACCUGUUUUUCCUACUUUUUGUCUUUUCCGAUCUUCCUUUUCAGAGAAAACCUUGCUAAAUCUACCGACGGGCACUUGUGUUCAAAGACACCCACCCCACCCCGCUUCUCUGUGCGUGCCCAGGAACCAUGCAGUCUCCCAAAAAAAGCUUGAUUUGCAACUUAAACCACGUCCACUUGCAACACAUCUCCUUGGGGCUACACCUCUCCAGGCACCCGGAACUUCAGGAGGACGCCAACAGCUUGGGGCCAUCAAGGGAACAAUUGGGUUGCUACGAAUGCGAGGAACAUGGUGAUCACUUGGUCCCAAGCUGGGUGGACGCCAACUCCAACAACCCAUCGUUGACUUGCCGGUGUUGUGAGGCUCACCCAAUAUCAUCUGAAGUCAAUCAGGGCCUCCAGGCGCCAUCUUCCUUGACCAACCGCCCAACUGUCAAUCAUGAAGAAGAAGAGGUGGAGGAGGAGGAAGAAGAAGAAGAAGAGGAGGAGGAAGCAUCUCCUUCAGACCCAACUUCUUCGUCCAUCAGCAGCUGCUCGGAUCUCAGCUUGGAUGAAUCUCCCGUCUCGGUGUACUGCAAGCCCUUCCCUGCUGAAGAGGCCCGAAGUCCAGAAAGCCAACCAAACAUUGUCCCCUUGGAGGACACGCAGAAUGUGGUCCACCACCAAGAGAGAGCUCCAAACCUUAAUGUCCCCAUGGUUGAACAUCCUGAGGCUCAUAUCUGGGAUAGUCCGGAUAGUUUGUACAGCAGCAGCUCCCCGGAAUCUCCAUUUGACAUUUCUCCUCCUUGUCCGGAAAGCCAAGAAGGAUCAUCUCAGGUUGGGUCCAUCAAAGUUCCUGCUCUCAUUCCGCCUCCUGUCCGCCCCUGCAGGGCACCUCCUGCGGUGCCGGUGGUCCCCCCUCGUGGGCCGCAAAUAGAUUCCAACUGCAACGCGCUCCCAGCCCAAGAGGUCAAACAGCCCGACAGCGUCUCCUUGGGCCAAGUGGACAUCAACUCCAACCGAGCCACGCCGGCGAGGUCUCGUUUCGGAGGCGUGCCUCCACCGAUUCCCCCUCGGACCAAAAGGGGUCUUCAGGGGUUGAGAAGAAAUGAAGGGGGCAAGCCACCUCCAGAGGUGGUGGUCCCUCCUGAACCCGUGGAGCACCGCAGCGAACCCCAAGGAGAAACAUCUAAGAAGAUCAUCACCUCUUUCCAUGAGUUGGCUCAGAAGAGGAAGAAGAUGACAUCCAAGAAAGACCAAAGUGACUGGCUGAUUGUCUUUUCUCCUGACACGGAGAUGCCUCCGUCUCACGAACUCAGCUGGGGAACCAGACAGGAGACCACCAAGCCGUCCACGUGUCCGGUGGAGCCUUCUCCUCCCGCCCUCGGUUUCCAACGGGGGAUCAUCACGUUCAAGGACCUCCGUCAUCGGAAGCAGAACAGCCAACUGGCCACCAAGGUGGGCAACCCAAGCCAUCAACGGGGGAAUCCUGCUCAAGGGGUCCCCGACGGUCACACUGGGAGAGAGACGAGCGACUCGGAACCGGUGGCCAAUGGACAUUUGUGGGUCGCGAAGGAAAUCCCGCCCCGGAUGAAGCGAUCUCGUCCGGGUCUACAGCCGAUUGUGGAAGGAGGUUCGGAUGAUGGAGAUGAUGUUGGAGUCAAGCCAAAACAGCUUGGGAGACCCUUGGAGACUGAGUCCCAGGAGAGGUGGGAUCCGGACGUCUGCAGGAAGGCAGAGACGGGGGACAGGAAAGUCUCUAAGGCUCACCAGGUCCUCCCUCGGCCUCCGGGUCUCCAUGUCCCUUUCCCCCCAGCAAGGGGGCAGGCUACUGGACCCUCUUCUCUCCUUCCCCACCCUCCCAGCUUGGAAAACGCAGCUCAGCUGCCCCCUGACCCGUCAGUGGCAGCCUUUUGUCCGAGACUGAAGACACUCUCCUGCGAAGACGUUUGCUUAUUGGCAACCCGGCAGGGACCGCUUUUCGACGCGGUGUCUCCGGACCUCCCCAUCCGUCUCUCGCCCAUCGGGGCUUAUUCCCCACCGGCUCGAAGCCUGCUCCCCUUCCUCAGCAGCCCUGAUCUGGCCGUCCUGUUCUCCCCCUUUUUCCCCUCCAGCAAAUCCUUCCCCAUCUUAGCUUUCCCCACCCACCAGGUGCCCGAGCUGUCACUUGGAGCCCGAGACCCCAUGGGAAAACAGGGUGGAAAGGGUCCCUGGGGGAAAGCUAUGAGCGCCAAGGAGUCGGGAGCCCCUCGCCAACUUCGACAUUCUCGGUCCUUUGCUGGGGUCUCACUCCAAGGGUGCCCAGCGAGGACAGGAGAUGCGGUCUCUACACAGCUUCGACAACAGAAAAAAGCGCUUCUGGUGGCCGUCAGUGCUUCCGUGGACAAAAUCAUGGCUCACUUCAGCACCACCAGGAACCUCGUUCAAAAGGCUCAGCUGGGUGACAGUCAGCUGACCCCCGAAGUGGGGUAUUUGAUCCUUAAUACGCUGUGCCCCGCCUUGCACGCCCUGGUGGGUGACGGCCUGAAGCCUUUUCAAAAGGACGUCAUCACGGGACACCGGCCCAGUUCUCCGUGGAGCGUCAUUGAAGCUUCGGCCAGGCCAGGCCCCCACACCAGAUCCUUCACCGCGUUAUACUGGCGGGUGUCACGGCUGGCGCCACUCCGGAGUAACCACCAACGUUUCCACGCUUUUAUCCUGGGCCUUCUGAAUUUGAAGCAAGUAGAGGAAUGGUUCGCGCAGCUGCAAAGAAACUCAGAGCUGAUCUCUUCCCUCUACCUGCCUACCGCUUUCCUCCUCCUGAGCCAGCGGUUCUGUCACCGUUGGGCUGAAGAGCUACUUCUCCUCCUGCAACCCCUUUCCGUCCUCACCUUCCAACUGGACUUGCUCUUCGAACACCGCCACCUGCCCGUCAGCGUCCGGCCGGUGACCCAGCGAGGCACCCCGUCUCCUGAACUCAGCGCCGAUCACUGGGAGAGCCCGCCGGAUUUAUCCGAACCUCCGAUUUCUUUGGACGCUUUGGAAGAUGGGUUCUGGGCUCCAUCCAGCCCCUUCCAGGAAUGGCUUCUGCCCCAGAGAUUUCUGGGGUGGAAAGACCGGCUGGCCAGCACCCUCCGUGGGAAUGGGAGCCCAGCUUGGGCCCAGCCGGGGCUCAAAGAGGAGACCCCGAACCAACCAUCGAGCAAGUGGAAGCCCCAGUGGACCAAGCUAUGGGUGGCCAUCAAGGAAAGCCGGGCUGCAGCCGGAGAUGCCGACGCCGAGGAAUGCCCGAAACUUGGAAAAAAAGAGACGGAAAAACAGGCAUCGGUUGGCAAGGAAGAAAGCUCGGCGUCAGGGAGCCAUCCCAAGCCAGCAAUGGAUACCCCUGAGGCAGGAGAAGUCUAUCUGGAAGGAACCCAAGUGGGCGAGAAAUUGGAGGCGGGAAACGGGAACGAAAGGUGGCUGGGAUGGCUGUUUGGAGCCAAUUCUCCCGGGACGCUGAACGAGACGGAUUUGAGUCUACCCCGGGCUAGUAGGCGGCCCUCGAGAUGGCUCUGCCCCACCGUUAACGCGCUGGCCCUCGCGAGGAAGGGGGGACCGACCCAGAAGUCCUGGCAAGAGGAAGACGGGACACAGAACCCCCCAGACCCAUUACAGACCUACAAAGCUGUGCGGGCUCUCUGCGACCACACAGGCGAUGCCGCUGGCCACUUGGCCUUUUGCAAAGGCGACAUUCUGCAAGUGAUGGAGACGGUGGACGAAGAUUGGCUCAAAUGCCUCUCCGGAGACCGGCAAGGCCUCGUUCCCGUGGGUUACACGUCCCUCAUCAUGUGACAUCAUGUCCAGGCCAGGUGGAAGGAAGAAGGGGGACCCCCAAGGAUGGAGGAUCGAACUAACCUCCCCCCCCAAACUGCUGUUUUUUUUUUUUAAAAAAAACAUCACCCCUAAAAGCACUGACUAGGUGGCUCAGCGGCUAAGAAGCUGAGCUUGUCGCUCCGAAAGGUCGGCAGUUCGGCGGUUCGAAUCUCUAGUACCUGCCUGAGCAGGGGGGGUUGGGCUAGAUGACCUCCAAGGUCCCCUCCCAACUCUUGUUUACCGUUAAACAAAUGACUGAAGCACCGCGGAGGGAGCUGCCUAGCACCGCACCAGGGAUCGUUUCAAAACCUCUCGUAACAUGCCGAACUCUGCUUUCUUGAA
This is a messenger RNA of Ahaetulla prasina, 4203 nucleotides long. RefSeq names its product RUN and SH3 domain containing 1 (gene RUSC1). The record is from RefSeq and is a predicted model, not a curated record. Gene Ontology annotation, molecular function: protein binding. The coding region runs from base 178 to 3840 and encodes 1220 amino acids. Lineage: Eukaryota; Metazoa; Chordata; Lepidosauria; Squamata; Colubridae. The transcript has 10 exons. Gene Ontology annotation, cellular component: cytoplasmic vesicle.